Molecule: messenger RNA, 3909 nt
Organism: Copidosoma floridanum
Lineage: Eukaryota; Metazoa; Arthropoda; Insecta; Hymenoptera; Encyrtidae
Gene: Hrd3
Product: HMG-coA reductase degradation 3
Biological process (GO): ERAD pathway
Cellular component (GO): endoplasmic reticulum membrane
Molecular function (GO): protein binding
Source: RefSeq, a predicted model, not a curated record
UAUGUGAAUAAUGAGGGCAAUUUCAUAAACUGACGUGUCACGCAGUCGUGUGUUUAAAACGAAUUUAAAAAUUACAUGAUUACAGUCUACGUCUUAAGUACGUGCUGACGACUUUAAAUUGCAACUCAUCCAACUUUUUUAAUUACAAAACACAAGCGAGGUGCGUGGGGUAGGGAUGGCAGCGGUCUGCUGUCGUCGUGAGCAAUGUCCACCUGUUGUUGUUCCCGUCGCCGCUGCCGGCUAACAUUGGUCCAGCUACCUCGCGCUAGUUGUACGUGAUGACUACCAGCCUCUGAAUAAUCGACGCUAUUGUCUAUCGAGACGAGAGAGAAGAGACCGAAGAAGCUGGGGAUAACGUAACACAACGUGGCCGUCGGCAUGAAGCAGCAACGCUACGGCCCAAGCACUGCCCUGCUGCUGCUGCUGCUGUUACUGCUUGUCUGCCAGGCAGUGCUGGUGAAAGGCAUCGACAAGUCGAAGCCCGAGACCGAGAAGAAGCCGUCCGCGACUGUGGUCUCGGCCGGCCAACCGCAGGAAGAGGAGAAGGAGACAGCCUUGGAUGGAGAUAGCUCGGUGGAGGAGGUGCCCGAGGAGAACGAUCGCGAUGACCUAAAGGUGAUCUACGAGCGCCUCAAGAAAAUUACCAAGCUCGGAGACACCCUGAACAGUUUGAUCCUGGCUGGCGAGCCCUUUGAGAAUAGUAAGACUGGUAAACAGCUCAGAACUAAGGAUGCGGCCAAGGAUGAGGAAAGCCUUGACAAAGAGUCCGUUGAUUCUUGGGUGAAGACUGUCAUGGAGCAGGUCAAGGUUAUCGACAACUUUGACUCCCCACAGAGUGUUCUCGAUAACCAGGACGAAGAAGAAGAGGGAGACGCUGCGAAUGACGUGAAGCUAGAGGACCUGCCUCCCGAAGAUCCUCCAGAGCCACUCACUCCAGAAGAGCAGGAAGCGGAGGCAUUGUUUGUAAAAGCCCAAGGAUUGUUGAAUACAACUCGUACGAACAAAGCAGAAGCUUAUAAAUUACUAGCUGCUGCUGCGACCCUUGGUCACAAGGAAGCUCGCUCUAUGCAGGCAUGGGCCCAGCUACUUGGCACUCACAUUGGCUCCUCUUCCUCGCGUUCAUCUAGUCAAGAUAUACCUGCUGCUGUACAAACAUUUAAGGAACUUGUUGAUUCUGGCUUGCCCUCUGCUCAUGCGGGAAUGGGUUUCUUGUAUGCAACAGGUCUGGGAGGGGUCAAUGCCUCUCAACCGAAAGCUCUUCUACACUAUAAAAUGGCAGCUCUUGGUGGAGAUGUUCGGGCCCAAAUGGUCAUGGGUUAUCGCUACUGGAUGGAGGUGACCAUCUCUGCAUCCUGUGAAAAAGCUCUCGACUAUUACCGCAAAGUCGCUACCCGAGUUGCGGAAGCUGUGUCGUUGAGUGGUGGCCCUGUCGUGCACAGAAUAAGACUCCUUGAUGAACACGAGAGUCCUAAUUACAGCUCUGGGAUUUUCGAUCAAGAUCUACUAGAGUAUUAUCAGCUUUUAGCUGAAAAAGGCGAUCAACAAGCUCAAGUUGGUCUCGGGCAACUUCAUUAUCAAGGUGGACGUGGCGUACCAAUCGAUCACGAGCGAGCUGUUCAUUAUUUCCAAAGCGCCGCUAAUUCUGGUAGUGCAUCUGCUCAGGCUUUUUUGGGAAGGAUAUAUCUGGAAGGUAGUGAUGUCAUUAAGCAAGAUAAUGAUACGGCGUUGAAGUACUUUGAAAAAGCUGCUGAGCAAAACAAUCCAAUGGGCCUAAGUGGACUUGGUUUAAUGUAUUUACACGGUAGAGGGGUCGAAAAAGAUCCCAACAAAGCGUAUCAGUACUUUACGAAAGCAGCAGAACAGGGAUGGGUGGAUGGACAGCUGCAGCUUGGAAAUAUGUAUUUUAGUGGUACCGGAGUAAAGCGAGAUUUUGGAGCAGCCAACAAGUACUUUAGUCUGGCAAGUCAGUCAGGCCACGUCUUAGCCUUUUACAAUCUCGCACAAAUGCACGCCACGGGCACUGGAGUGAUGCCGAGUUGUACGGCAGCGGUCGAUCUUAUGAAAAAUGUAGCGGAGCGUGGCAAGUGGAGCGAACAGCUAAUGUCUGCCCACACAGAUUACCGAGAAGGCAAAGUGGACGAGGCUCUCGUCACUUACUAUCUACUCGCUGAGAUGGGCUACGAGGUAGCGCAGAGCAAUGCUGCGUUCAUCUUGGAUCGUGCGGAACAAAUGAUACUUACCGAAGAGGAGGGUCUCGUUCGCGCUCUCACGCUCUGGGCUCGAGCUGCAGCUCAGGGAUACUCGGCUGCUCAGGUAAAACUUGGUGAUGCCCAUUAUUACGGCCGUGGGACCAGAGUCGACUACGAAGCUGCAGCAAGUCACUACCACGCUGCUUCGGAUCAACAACACAAUGCCCAAGCAAUGUUUAAUCUCGGUUACAUGCACGAGCGGGGUCUUGGUCUCAAGAAAGAUCGUCACUUGGCCAAACGUCGCUACGACGAAGCCGCAGAGGCGAACGUGGACGCACGAGUUCCAGUCGCUUUGGCGCUCGUCAAGCUCUACGUACUCUUUGGGGUCGAUUACGUGCAGGACAUUGCUCUUUUCCAGGAGCUUAUAAAGAUCGACGAAUUGAUCGUCAACAGCUGGGACCUCAUACUCAUCGCCAUUCUUAGUGGUAUUCUCGGUUACAUUCUUUUGUUUAGAAGGCCCCAGCUGUUGCAGCAAAGGGUACCGCAGCCAGCGGCCGUGCCCGUUAACUGAGUGUCGGUCUCGCGCCAGUGCUUCGCGAGAACGAUUAAAAACUAUCAUUGAACAUUGUGGGACCAAGUUUAGGGUCGGUUUGUUAAACUGGUAAUUUUUUUUUUUUUGCUGCGAUGAAAACUGCGCGGGCAUUGUUACUGAAUGGAACUGUGAAACAGAGCUGUUUGACGAUUCAGAGGCUUCACUGUUGUGUUUCUUUUGUAGUGAUUCGUUGGAAAAUCACUAGUUAACUUGUGUGUACUUCUUUUUCUUUCAAUAUAUUAAAUCACCCUUUGUGUCAUUAUUUUUAAGUUAAACGUUUAUAAAUUAAGGAAUACACAAGUUUCGUUUUUGAUGCAAUUUGUAUGAAUUAUGCCUUUUUCUGUGUAAUUUUUUAAGCCACGUAUAAAAAAUAUACAUCUUUGUGUGAGACAAUUUUAAAUCUAUAAUAGUCACGUAUAACGAAUAACACUUUGUUCCAAUUUAUUUAAUGGUUCAUAUUUUUUGGUAAAAGCUGUUUUUUAAGUGACUGUAUCAUUAAAUAUCAUUGAGUAAAUUUCAAAGUGACAAAAAUAUAUGAUAAAAGAUAACUUCAUGUAGUAAAGAAAUUGCUCAUAGUUUACUUUUAAUUGAUAUCUUUCUAAUUAAUAUCUGAAUUAAGAGUAAUUGAAAUCGAUUAUAUUUGUACAUGGUCCGUAAUUCUGAUGUUUCUUUAUAUCAGUAUCUAGCAGGCUAAUAUAGACUUUCAAUACUAUCCUCUCCCUGUAAAAUAUCCUCUGAAAAUUUGUCAUUAAACUUAAUAAAUGUAAAUAAUCAAAGAAUAAAUUUGUUUAGUGCUUGAGCUUCUUUCAUUCUGAACAUGAAAGUCUUAAUGAAUAUAACGUGACGUAAACAUUCUCAUCACAAAGUGUUGUUUCAAUUGUAUAUUACCUUGAAUGUUAUCGCAAACUAGAUGCGAUACACAGAGGACAUCUUGAAAAAAUUUAAUUAUUGAAGUUUUUGAAGUGUUUAUGAGAAGCUUUGAAGUCAUUGUAAACCAACCAAGACUAUUGAUUAUGGAAAAAAGUUGUCGUUUUUACUGAGUAUUUAUGACAAUGAUUCUAAAUGCAUAUUAAAUUUAUGUAUCGUAAGAACUGAAAAUAAAACGAUUGUACAGAUUUAUAUAAGAGA